Messenger RNA from Danio aesculapii, 419 nucleotides. RefSeq names its product small integral membrane protein 11-like. The transcript has 3 exons. The coding region runs from base 95 to 298 and encodes 67 amino acids. Lineage: Eukaryota; Metazoa; Chordata; Actinopteri; Cypriniformes; Danionidae. The record is from RefSeq and is a predicted model, not a curated record.
CAUUUUGCGACGAUUAAAAAGAAGAAGCGAACACAAGAGUUCAGUUCGGGAUCGGACAGAUUUACUUUACACUUAAUUUACAGAAUACAUCAUCAUGAUCAACUGGAGGGCUCUGGAGAACGUGCCGGUGCUGCUGUACAUCCUGGCCCUGAAGACUCUCCUGCUGUGUUUGGCGUUUGCUGGAGUGAAGAUCUACCAGAGCAGGAGAGCAGAGGCGGCUCUCAAACAGCAGAUGGAGAUGAAGAGGAGACUCGCACAACACACACAGGACAUCAUCGACAACAAGAAGGACGACUGACGGGAGUCGAGGUGUUCAGCUGCUGAAGCGCGUCUGCUGGAUUGCUGUUAAAGUCUUGUUUCUUAUGCAAAGUUUUUAUUUAUCUCCUCUGAUGUUUGUAAAUAAAAAUGUUUUGUAUUUA